Messenger RNA from Pelobates cultripes (western spadefoot toad), 565 nucleotides. The record is from the annotation of a GenBank genome assembly. Lineage: Eukaryota; Metazoa; Chordata; Amphibia; Anura; Pelobatidae.
GUCCAAAAUAAGAAGCCCCAGCACCGCCACACUGGUACGAUGGAUGAUUUUGUGUCCACCCGGGCAUGCAUCGAAGCUCCGGGCCGCAUGACAAAGUGGCACCCGCCAGGAAAAUGUGGGAGACUUACUUCAAAGUAGCGCUCAGGAUCUAGCCCUGGCACAAAUAAGGCAGGAAUUGGCUAUGAUCUCCGAACACAUGCUUACCAAGGGUGGCUUCCUGCAGGAGUUCCAGACGUCAGUCAGGAAGGAGAUCUCGGCCCUGCGCACUGAUCUGACGGAUGUGGAGGUGAGAGUGGAGGCACUUGCAUGCGGCUCGCUUGGGUCUCCGUUUCAACACCAGGCUGCAGAACUUGCAACCACCCGCCAGGGAAACCUGCUGCUCCUCUCCCUGCAGCAUCAGGUAGAAGAUUUGGUGAACUGGAGUCACCACCAAAAAGUGCGGUUUCGAGGCCUCCUGGAGCCUGACUCAUCACCCCUGUCUGAGACACUCAGGGUGCUCUUCAAGCAGAUUCUGGGCCAGGAGUGCCCCAAAGAGAUACAGUUUGACCGAGUACACCGGCUCUAG